Messenger RNA from Talpa occidentalis (Iberian mole), 5298 nucleotides. It is a transcript of the gene CUNH8orf76, whose product is annotated as chromosome unknown C8orf76 homolog. The transcript is spliced from 6 exons. Lineage: Eukaryota; Metazoa; Chordata; Mammalia; Eulipotyphla; Talpidae. The record is from RefSeq and is a predicted model, not a curated record. Gene Ontology annotation, molecular function: protein binding. Bases 4 to 1173 code for a protein of 389 amino acids.
GGCAUGGAGGCCGGGUGCUGGCUGCUCGGCGGCGACUUCGAAGACUCGGUGUUCGAGGGGAGGCCAGAGCGGCCGGCGGGCCCGCCCCCGUCGCACCGCGCCAAGCGCUGCGAGCCGCAGUGGUUUGAUGAAGACACAGAGAGCAGUGAUGAUGUUGAAGCUCUCACUAUCAAGAAAUUCAGAGGGGACCUGGCCUAUAGACGACACGAGUAUCAGAAAGCACUGCAGGAAUAUUCCAGUAUCUCUGAAAAAUUGCCAUCUAACAAUUGUGCCAUGAAAAGGGAUGUCCAGGAAGGCCAGGCCCGGUGUCUGGUUCACCUGGGAAGGCCUGCAGAGGCACUGGAGAUCGCUACAAACCUGGAAAGCAAAGCAACCAAUACCGACCAUCUGACCGCUGUGCUGUACCUCCAGAUUGCAAUUUGUUCAAGUUUGCAAAACUUGGAGACAACAAUUUUCUGCCUACAGAAACUAAUUUCUUUGCAUCCUUUCAAUCCUUGGAACUGGGGCCAGUUGGCAGAGGCGUACCUGAAGCUGGGGCUGGCUCUCUCGGCUUCCUUUGCAUCAUCUCGGGAUAGUUUUGCCUUCAGUGACAAAACGAGCAAGUCUUCCUUUCCACACUCAGGAAAAGACUGUCUGUCAUGUUUCCCUGAGAUGUUGCCUGCAAGCUCUGUGUUUUCUGUGGAGGCAAGCAGCACUAACAACCACAAGAAUGAAGAAGCUCUUACAAGCACUCAAAAUGGCAGGGCAGAAAAGAGAGAAGUGUUGCUGCUGGAGACGCAGGUGAAUGCGUGUGCCUCGUUUAUCCGGACCAGGGCACCUCUGUUUUUCAGGCUUUUGCUUCAGCUCAUCCAGUCUCAGCAAACAUCCUUUGCUCUGGAGAGGAACUUGAGGACUCAGCGGGAAAUUGAAGAUAAAAUGAAAGAGUUCAGCUUCAAAGAAGAUGCUUUGCAGUUGAUAGCUGAGGUUAUGGGGGAAGAUAUCGUCCCAGAAAAAAAAAAAGAUGAGACUCACACGGAGGUGAAGUGCAUUGGCUCUGCAGCUCUGGCUGCCUUGGUGAUUGCAUCUUCGAAAGAAUUUGAAGACAAAUGGUUCGGAAAGAUAAAAGAGCACUUCUGCCCUCUUGAAAGUCAGCUCCGUACAGAGACUCAGGUCUUGGCUUCACGGUCCCUAUAAAAACAAAACAUCUUGCCCUGUAUUAAUUGUCCUUGUUUACUUCAGACAGGAUUCACUGCCAAUCAUGGAAUAUGGUGAAUUACAAAUGAUUUUUUAUGUUUUAUAGAAAUGGCUUCUGUCCCAGAUUAUUUCUACUGUAUUCAGUUUCUUGAUUUUUUGUUUUCUUUUUGGAUUUUUGCCAUCACUUGUGGGUACUGUAUCUUACCUCUUAGAAAAUAUCUGUUGAGGAAUUUUAUAGAAGAGAUUUUCAGGAUUUUAUAAUCUUUUUAAAAGCUACUUCAUUGUAACCAGCAUGGCAAGACCACAUUGUCUAGAUGAUUCAUCAGAAAUGACCAGGAUUGCUGAAAUGUGAUCGUAAGCCGUUUCUAAGAAGGGAUUUCUAAGAUCCGGAUCUGUGAGGGCUCAGGUUUCCCUAGCCAGGAGGCUAACCUGUCAGUUCAAGGGUGCUGGCAGGAGACAGAAGAUGCCAGGACCACGACAAAGGACUUGAUUUAUUCCUCAUAGCCCAGCAAACAGGAUAGGGGCGAGGCACAUGGGCCUGAGCGAGUGACAGCACACACAGUAGGUCGGUGACAGGAGAGGGCCUGAGCCUGGGAAACUCAAGCUUUCAUUGCAGGCCCGUGGGCUGUCAGCGCACCGGCCUUGUGCUCCAGAAGGAGGCAAUCUCUCCUCCUCCAAGGCUGUUAGCUGUGCAGACAACCUUGAAAACAUCGUCUGGGACAGAGGGCAGACGGGCAGAGACCCGGGGAGCACCGGCUCACAGGGCGAGCAGCCUCUCCGUUCAGCCCCACAAACUGCAGUCCCAGUCUGUACACCUUCACGUGUAAAGCGCCACUCUGGAAGAGCGCCCUCACGAGGAGUGGAAUUUCACAACAAACCAAAAAUGUCAUCGAAUGUCGUGCCACACAACUCUUACUUGCUUUUUCUCUGCACAGGGUAGAGAAUUCCAGCCCUGGGCAGAGAUGCCCGGGACGUCCCCCCACUUUGCCUGCUCAUUCCGUGUUUCCCAGGCCCCUUCCCCAGACUGGCAGAGGCCUGGUCUGGUUCACGUGUGGACUCCUUUUAGGAAGGGCGAGUGAUCUUGACGAGCAAUUGCAAGUUUAGUCAUUUAAUCUCCCAUGUGAAGCCUUGUAGGAUUAAUAGACAUUCCAGUGUCUAGGAACUGUUAACAAUGGGGAGACUCCCUCAGCAGCUCUCCACCACCCUCCAUCCAUGGAGUCAGUCGCAGUCACUCCUGUGUGCUACCUCCUGUGGCUACGGUGGAUGCCCGGGUAUCGGCUGGUUGAGGGUGGCCCUGGGGCUGAAGCCCCACCUGGCGCACAGCUGGCCACACUCCUCACCAUGUAGCCUUUGGCUCCCUUGGGCUUCGUCUUGCCCCAGAACCUGGGGGUGUCCAUAACAUUCCCCUUUAGGCCUUCACAUCGGCCACUCAGUCGGGAGCCUCUCCCCACCCCCACCAUGUGGCUAAAUGACAGUCAGCUUUCAUGUCGCCCCUUAGUUUUGACCUUUCGGGGUCGUGGUCCUCACAGGUUGUGGCUGGUCUCACUCUUGUGUUCUUCUCUCCCAUGCGGGCCCUUACUACUCUCAUGUCAUCUCUCCGCUGCAUAAAAUCAGAAACUAGGACUGUUUCAUAUUUGUGCCCACACAAUGUCUGGCACCCCACUAAACAUUUGUUGAAAAGAAUUACUGAAUUAACCAGCCAGCAUCUUACUUUGCGCUAAAGGUUAAUACCCCAGAGGUCCCACACUUGAACCCAAGCACCCUAUUUCUCUUCCUAUAACCAAACCCCCUUCCUCUUGUUCCUCUCAGCUUCCUAGAAAUGCCCUUUUCUCCUCUAGCCUCUCUCGGCUGCCUGUCUCCAUCCCAGACCCCUUGCCAGCUUGGCCCACGCCAUUCUCCGGCCUUGCUGCCCGGAUGCACGUCAGCCGCCUGAGUGGCUCCCUGAUCUGCUCACCCCCCCCCCACCUCCUGCUCACACCCCUGGCAGCAGUGUGCCCCUGCGUGUGGGACCCAGCCUCCCCCACUCCGGGGCCUGGGCGGUAGGUGAUGAAGGGCGGGAGAGGGCACACAGGAAGACAGGGCACUUCUGGGUUUCGUCACACGAGUCAUCUUGAUCAUUUCCAGCACAGAUGGCGAAUAUAAUUAAUUGAGCAAUGACUGUACCAAAGAAAAUUCUUAAGCCUGCCUAUGGAGACACCCCCACCCUCCUGUCAAUGAGUGAUUCACUCAGAAGGUGAGCGAAUGUCAAGCACAGAUGUGACUGCUGGCUCUCGGCUGGCCCCGGCGGGAGUGCGGAGGGAGGCGUCCCCGGGGAAAUUCCUGCCUUUAUGCUCUGGGAAGGCCUGUCUUUGGCCUUUCUCCCACAGGGGAGUCUGCCGCUCUUGGAACUGGCGAAAGCCCUCCGUCCUUCACACUGUUACACACUGCAACCUCACCCUGAGGCCAAGGGAUUGAGGAAAUCAAAGUGGGAUCUCAGAGUCCUUCAGGGGUUUCCCAGGCCCUUCGUGGGGCCCUGGCCUGCUCCUCCCCAGCUCCUCCCCCUCUGGGUUUUGUGCCCAUUCUCGUUUCCUCUCAGGUGCUAGAACUCUUCAGGCUUCUUUCCACCCAAGCCCUUUCCCCAUCCAGGUACCUCUUGGAAUAGUCUGAAAUCUUCCACCCCCCCAUAGACGUCUGCUGGCUGUCAGUUCAGAGGUCACUCAGACAACGUGUUCCUGACCCCAGACUUGCUCAGGCCUCCCUUUAAAAUGUCUUAAUACCUGUGUCUUUUUUUUUUUUUUCCCUAUUGGAAUUUUUUUCAAAAAGUUUUUGAUUUUUUUCAUAGAACAGGGGUGUAGGCUAGUGGUGUGGGGGGUGAGAAGACUCACCAGAGACAUAGUAGGGAGAAAAACAGGCAGAUCUAUUGAAAUACACUGCUAAGGGGAGCAGUGGGUGAGACGGAAGAGGUCUGUGCCAUAUGUGCCUGGCCAGGGAUCGAACUCAGGCAAUAGUGGUGACAGUGCUGAGAUGUAACCCCUAGGCCACCAGGGAGGCCCUGGAAUUUCUUUUUUUUUAAAUAGAGAUGACAUUGGUCAUCUGUGCAACAACACUGUGAUGCAGAGGUAGAGGUCACACCCCCCCAGGUGUUUGUUACAAUACCACACUCACCACCAGGGCUCCAUAGUCCCUAGGGUCCCCCCACAUUCCCCUCACCACCACCCCCCCCCCCAGAAACCUCUAUUUUAUAUUCAUAUUUCUAGGAUUUGUUUUUUUGGUUUUGUCGGUGCCUACAUUUUGUUUCUCUAUAGUCCACAUAUGUGCAAAACCGUCUGGUGUUUGUCUUUUUCCUUCUGACUUAUUUCACUUGACGUUAACGCCUCCAGCUCCAUCCAUGUUGUCACAGAUGGCAUCAGUUCACCUUUUUUGAUUGCCAGUAGUAUUCCAUUGUGUACAUAAAUCACAUCAUUCUGAUCCACUCAUCUGUCCUUGGGCACAGAGGUUGUUUCCGCAACUUGGCUGUUGUAAAUAGUGCUGCAAUGAACGCAGGAGUGCAUCUGUCCCUCCAGAGUAGUGUUGAUGCAUUCUUCAGCUAGAGGCCUAGGAGUGAAAACCUGGGUCAUAGGGUAGAUCUGCUUUUAACAUUUUGAGGAACUUCCCUAGAUUUUCCGUAAGGGCUGGGCCUGUCGACAUUCCCACCAGCAGUGUACCAGGUUGCCUUUUCCUCCAUGUCCUUAUCCACGUCCUCAUCUUUUGGAUACAGGUGCAAGGUGUUACCUCAUUGUGGUACAAAAUGUUUGCUGGUGUAAUCAAAUGAAUUCUCCUGCUUGGUCUCAGGCUGCCUUGAGUUUGGCCCUUUCUGGUGGAGCUGGGCUCCAUGGACAUGCCAGGCCUCCCCAGGCCUCAGGCUCCAGUAGGGAAGCCUGACCUGGUGAACCAGCAGCUGUGGGUCUGUCCCUACACAGCCCCCCUGCCAUUGCCAAAGCUGCCCCUGCCACCUGUGCGGCCCCACGUCUCCACAGAGAUGUGCUGUAUUUCAGAAACAUCCUGGACAGAAACAAAUCCAAGUCCACUGCUUACUAAAAAGAUGGUUUAAAUAGUACCUUUCUAGGGCUUCUGAGAUUUCACCUACAAAGUAGUUUACAUUCUACU